AUGGACUCAUCGCCCCCAAAAUAUAAUGGGACGCAAAAUCCUGAAGAGUGGUUAAAAGAAUUCCGUUUUUUUUGUUUACUUCGUGGAAUUCACGAAGAGCAUGAAAUGUUAGAAUUAGCGUUAUUAAAAAUCGAUAAUACCAUUCCUAUACCGAAGGAGGGGAUAUCUUCAUUUUCAGAUUUAUCGAACCUUCUAAAAGAUCACAUAACUUAUACCUUACAAUGUAAAGUGGCAUUUGAGGAAUUAAAAGGAAUUAAAUAUAAUGUAGAUGUGAACAUAGUUGAUUUUAUAGCAAAAUUUCUUUCGCUUUGCGCUAAUUCUCAUGUUAUAAACGUUCAAGAUCAAAAAACUUGUUUAGUUCAAGCAUGUCCUGAUGAUGUUGUUAGAGAUAUCUUUAUAAAUAAAAUCAAAAAACAACCUUCUAUGCAUAGAGUGAUUGAAAUUUUUCAUGAUACCAUGACAGAAUAUAAAAGUCAAAUAAGAUAUGGAUCAAGAGUAGCAUUAAAGCACGUCGUCACUAGUCAAUAUUUAUCACACGGAAAUAAACAUAAGCCUGACCCGCUGAGAGCAAAUUUAUCUGAGGUAUUCUGCAGUAGUUGGAAACGGAGUGAAAAUGAUAUUUGGAUCGUAACAGCUACUUACGGUCAGAAUAAAGCGCCUGGUGAUCCGAUUUUUUUUAAUUCUAUGAUUCAAUUGGUUCAUGAAAAAACACGAGAAGCAUUAUUCGGUGACGAGGGUCAAUUAAAUUUAUCAGGAGCAUGGGUGUGGACGCUAACAGAUCCGAGAACGAAUUGGAUCGUUCAAAGUCACGAUCUUUUACAUUAUGAUAAUCCGGACUACGUUAUGGAUGGAGAUAUAAUUACUUUACGACAUAAUCUUAAUAAAAUGUCCUUACAGAGUCAUGAGUUUAAAAAUUCUGAAGGAAAUCAAGAAGUCAUCAUCCACGGUGAUGGCCAAGGAGACAUUCAUAAGUCGACCGCUAUUAAUAAUAUUCCUACUUUGACCCCGAGAGCAAAGUCUCCACCGUUAAAUAAACGUACUUCGAUAACGUCUCCAAGAUUUUAUGAAAUUCUUGAUUACGUAGCCACCAAAAUGAAUGUUCCAUUACAUUUUGGUAGUUUUAUGAAGAGGCGUUUUAACAAGGAUGAUAUAUCGGCACCUCGGGACUUCGAGCAUCUUAUUCAUACAGAGAGCGGGGAACAGGCUGAAGACUUUUUAGUUUAUUUGAAUAAUCAAACUUUGAGUAAAUGUCCAGGUGAUACGAUACAUUAUAAAACGUUUUCAAAGCAAUUCGAUGGAGAACCAUUAAUUCCUGACAUUGAAAUAAAUAAAAGUGGAACCGUUAUAAUUAAAAAUUAUGCCAAAGAUAAAUUACCUAUUGAUGAUAGCGAAUUUUUAAAUCAAAUAGUUCCUUCUUUGACCACAAUUGAAAAAUCUGUAGCAGCAAAGGUUUAUUUCGAAAAUUAUUUCUAUGGAAUUCUCAAAAAACCUUCGGGAAGAUCCAAGCGUCGAAUGCAAUUAGAAACAGAUCUCGAGAAUAUGAAAAUUUCAGAUCAAGAUAAACGGGAGAUAAGGCAAGAAUGGCUUAACCUAGAAUCUGAUUACAUGCGUUUAUUACGUAGAAAAAUUACGAUCAAUUCAUUUCAAAUAAUUAAAACCGUUGGUCAUGGAGCCUUUGGUGUUGUUAAGUUGGUUCGUGAUCAUACAACUGGUGUUACAUAUGCUAUGAAAGUCAUGAGAAAAGCUGAUAUGUUGAAGAAAGGUCAAGAGGGUCAUGUUAAAGCCGAAAGAGAUCUUUUAACCGCAGCCGCGGAGACCGCUCAAUGGAUUGUUAAAUUGAAUUAUUCCUUCCAGGAUGUUGAUCAUUUAUAUUUAGUUAUGGAAUAUAUGCCUGGUGGUGAUUUAUUAAAUCUUUUAAUUGAAAAAGAUAUAUUUGAAGAGGAAUUUGCUAAAUUUUAUGUUGCUGAAAUGAUUUUAUGUAUCGAAGAGGCUCAUAAAAUGGGUUAUAUCCAUCGGGACGUUAAGCCCGAUAACUUUCUUUUCGAUGGGGAAGGGCACAUAAGACUUUCAGAUUUUGGAUUGGCGACCGAUUUCCAUUGGGUACAUGAUUCACAUUAUUAUGAGCAGCAGCGAAGAGAUCUUUUACGUAAAACGGGAGUUGAUCUUGAAACGGAUACACUAUCAAAGGCAAUGGCUAAAAAAUAUAGAACACCCAAAUGGAUGGAUCAAUGGUCCGAUGAAGAUGUAUCAGAUAGUGAUGUUCCUAAUACAAGAGUGUUAAGUUGGAGAGACAAGAAUCGAAAAAAGAUGGCAUUCUCCGUCGUCGGGACAAAUAAUUAUAUGGCACCGGAAGUAUUAAGAGGAACUGGAUACAAUAGAGGCUGUGAUUGGUGGAGUUUAGGAGUUAUUAUUUUCGAAAUGUUAUACGGAUAUCCUCCAUUCAGUUCAAAGACUCGUCAUGCAACUCGUCAAAAGAUAGUUAAUUGGCGCCAAUACCUUCGUUUCCCAUCCCGUCCCCGAGUUUCACGUGAGGUCCAAGAUUUAAUAGAGAACCUUAUAUGUGAAAAAGAAGAUCGUUUAGGAUCAAAAUCGACAUCAUCGGCAGUAAAACCAAAUGGACUUUAUAUGGCAAAUCGUAAAUCAGCUGUUUUAGGUCUCGGGGACGCAUCAGAAAUUAAAUUACAUCCGUGGUUUAAAGGGAUUGAUUGGGAGAAUUUACAUAAAAAGACACCACCUUUUAGACCGCAAUUAAGCUCAGAAAUCGAUACGAGAUAUUUCGAAGAUAACAUUGAUGAUAAUCCAUUGGCACCACCUGGAGGUGAAGUUGAAAGGAAACCGAAAGAUCCGAUGUUGAGGGAUAAAAAUCAUGGCAAGGAAAUUUUAAAGAUGAGAAAAGAAUUAGCAUUUAAAGGAUAUACUUACAAAGGACUACCUUUGGAAAAUCAGAGGGGUGGUAUGGCUGAAAGGGUCAAAAAAAGGGGGAGUGGAAUUAAAAACGAUAUGAGUUUAAGGGUUAGGUCUAUGAGUUUAUGA
Molecule: messenger RNA, 3033 nt
Organism: Funneliformis mosseae
Lineage: Eukaryota; Fungi; Glomeromycota; Glomeromycetes; Glomerales; Glomeraceae
Source: the annotation of a GenBank genome assembly